AUGUCUAGACGUGAUAUUAAUGAGAACAAUGACUCGACGAUAAAACAAAUUGUUGUCGAAACAAUGAUGAACAGGAAAAAGAGAAUAGGAGCCAAGAAGAGCGGCUCGGACUACACAAUAGCCAUUUGGGAGGUCUCGGUUUAUGGCUUGCUAUAG
Molecule: messenger RNA, 156 nt
Organism: Sclerotinia sclerotiorum 1980 UF-70
Lineage: Eukaryota; Fungi; Ascomycota; Leotiomycetes; Helotiales; Sclerotiniaceae
Exons: 1
Coding region: 1-156 (51 amino acids)
Source: RefSeq, a predicted model, not a curated record